CCUCCCUACUCCUCUUCCUCCAUCUCCCCAUUCUCCUUUUCGGCAAGAAAGUUCCUCUCCUUUCUCACCUUUUCCGUCAGUUUUCUACGUCUCUCUUCCUCCAGCUCCUCCUCUCCUUCCUCAGCCCUUCCUUCCUCUUUCUCCUCCUCCUCCUCCUCCUCCUCCCCCUCUUCCUCCUUUCUCUCGGCCCCCUCCCCCACCCUACUGCUCCGCCUCCACAGCAUCCACCGUUUUAUCGCCAUCAUCUUCAACAACAAACUUCCCUCCUCCUCCUCCUCCUCCUCCUUUCUCUGCAGAACUCUCAGAUCUACAGAUGGCUGACCUUCCUCCUCUUCCUCCUCUUCCUCCUCUUCCUCCUCUUCCUCCCUCCCUCUCAUCCCGUGGCCCUCGAGGCGUUCCUCGCCUGCUGGUCACUGCCCAAGCUUUGCAGGGUGUCAAACUCCGCUCCGUCGGGAAGAAGAAAAACCAAAAACCCAGCUCAGACGCUCGUCCUGAUCUCGAGGCUAACGUUCAUGCUAAGCUAGCUGCAACGGGAUCGCCAAACGUUGCCCGUAACCUAGCUAGCAACGAAGCUAACGUACCUAGCACUUUAAUGAGCGACGCUAACCUUUGUUCGACGACGAAUUCUCACGCGAAGCAACUUGGACGCAAAUCUGAUCCCGAUGGCUGCAGCCGAACAGAGAGUGUUGCCGCGCUGUACGCCGAUGUCCCGAUAAAAAACGUCGUUGUAGAUAACCACGACCACGCUAGCGAUAAACUUCGCAACGGCAAAGACGCUCCAGAUGCCGAGAACAAAGAACGAGAGAGAGAAGAUCGUGACGUACAGACGUACCCUGCUCCUACUGCCUCCGAUUCUCCCUGGGUCAAAAUAUCUCACGAUUCAGACAAGAACCACUCCAACGCUAGCGUCGAACGUACGUCUUCGCAGCGGCAAAAACGCGGCACAGGCGCUACGCUAGCCGAGCCCGCGGAGAAACGGGGAAACGCAGGUUCGCCGCCGUCGCGCCGAACGCUCUCGGGGACCAAACGAGAGUCUCGCGGAGCGAAUCGGUCGCAGCGGGGAGACGAAACGGAGGCUAACGCCGCGAACAGUUCAGCUGAAAGGGAUUUAAAUGUGAGUGAAAGCUCCCUGGGUAAAGCCACGCGUAAACAAAGUGGCGGAGAAAUUCUCAACAGCCAAUCACAGCGCGCCGUUGACUCUUUGUGUACUUCUACGCAGCAGCGUUCGAAGCGCACAAAUUUCGCCGCAAGCUGCGCGGAGAGAACACAGAUAAGUUCGCCAGGCAGCUCGCCGCAAACGCAGAAGCAGCUGGAUUGCUAUUCGAUGUCGCCCAAAACGAACGGACCAAUCACAGCCAGCGCAUACGGAGCGACUUCUGACCAAUCGGACGCGGCCGACCCCUGGAUCAUCAAGAUGAGAGUUCAGGAAGAAGAAGAAGAAGAAAGGAAGUCCUCGCUGGCUGGAGACGAGAAGCGGAGGGAGGAAGAGGAAGAGCAAGCGAAGAAGAUGCCGCUGGUGAUGACGAGGCAGAAACAGCGAGCGAGGAAGAGGAGGAAGAGGAGGGCAGGCAGGCAGCAGCAUCAUCAGCUGAUGAUGAUGUCAUCAACAACAAUGUCAUCAUCAUCAUCUUCUUCUUCUUCAUCCUCUUUGUCUUCUUCCUCCUCCGGAGACGAAGGAGAAGCGGCGGCGGCCAAUCAGAGGCCCAGGAUGAGGAUGAGGGCGGUUCCUGAGGAAUGCUGCGCUGUGAUUGGUCGGAGCAGAGCGCUGGGUCUCCCAGACCUCCGGAUACACAAAGAAGAAGAAGAGAGAGAGGAAGAGGAAGAGGAGGAGAACGGAGAGGAGGGAGACCAUCUGUUGGUCACAGUCUCUGCAGAUCAGCUGUUUGUCUCUGAGAGACAACGAACCACCGAGGAGCUGUUCACUGCCAUCCACAGGUCCAAGAGGAAAAUGUUAGAAAGAAGAAGAAGAAGACAGGAUUCAGCAGACGCCAGACAUCCUACCUCGUCCUCUCCGGUGGUCCCGCUCGCCAUCCCGCCGUGCCCGCCGCGCCCGCCGUGCCCGCCGUGCCCGCCGCGCCCGCCGUGCCCGCCGCGCCUCGCCGCUCGCAGCGAGAGCUUCAAGGCGCUGCUGCUGAGGAGAGGCUGCCGCUCGGCUCCGUCCUCUCGUCUCUCGGCUGUCGAGAGGCUCGGCUCGCUUCCCUCUGCCGUGCGCGGUCGAUCCCUCGCGCCUCUCUGCGCGCCCCCCAGAUGGCGCUCUGCGGCUCGCCGUCGGCGCCUCCGCGGCGCCCCGACGAUGGACGCCAUCUUCGAACGGGACAGCGAGCGCGAAGAGGAGGAGGAGGAGGAGGAGGAGGAAGAGGAGGUUUUUAAGGGAGGAGGAUCGAGAUUCCUUCACGGAGAAACGGAAGUACAGCGGCGAAUAGGAGUGGAUUAG
This is a messenger RNA of Perca flavescens (yellow perch), 2434 nucleotides long. RefSeq names its product serine/arginine repetitive matrix protein 1-like. The coding region runs from base 314 to 2434 and encodes 706 amino acids. The record is from RefSeq and is a predicted model, not a curated record. NCBI's taxonomy places the organism in Eukaryota, Metazoa, Chordata, Actinopteri, Perciformes, Percidae. The transcript has 4 exons. Gene Ontology annotation, biological process: cell differentiation.